Molecule: messenger RNA, 5577 nt
Organism: Magallana angulata
Lineage: Eukaryota; Metazoa; Mollusca; Bivalvia; Ostreida; Ostreidae
Exons: 40
Coding region: 360-5441 (1693 amino acids)
Biological process (GO): adenylate cyclase-activating G protein-coupled receptor signaling pathway; cell surface receptor signaling pathway; negative regulation of angiogenesis
Cellular component (GO): membrane
Molecular function (GO): G protein-coupled receptor activity
Source: RefSeq, a predicted model, not a curated record
GUACAGGGGCACGGUUGGUUGUGUUUUGGGGACAUUUUCUGGGUUGAAAUCUGAUAUUAUUUUUUUCUAAACGAAACUCUUAAUUUGUAAGAUGAAACUGAGAUAAGAUGACGGAGGCUGGGGGUUGGGUUUAUUUUGUGGUAUCAUUAUCCAUUCAUGGAGAUUGUCAUUUGUAAAGGGGGGAAAGUACGUCGCUUCGUUGUUGAGUCAUUUAAAUAAUGCAGGCGUUUAACACGGUUUGAUAAUGUUUAUGUGUUCGAAUUCACUACGGUUUUCAUUAUUGACAUAAUUCGGAAGAUAUGCCCACCGCAUUUUAGUGCAUCAUAUUAUUUGAACUUUAUUUCCAUUGGAACAGAACUAUGUAUGCAUCUCGUGUGAUAUUGUCAGGAUUAUUUUUUAUGCAAGUUGUCAACGCGAAGUAUUAUUGUGAAGAAACCUGGCUGUCCAACCAAGAGAAUGGCCUCUGUUACAAACUGUUCCCGAAACCCCAGAGUUGGAAACAGGCGAGAGAAACUUGUACAAGAGAAGGUGGUUUUCUAGUAUCCAUCACCAGCGAUCACGUGAUGUUAUUCGUAGCGAAAAACAUCUUAGAUAAUGCUACAUUGGUGUGGACAGGCGGCCAUUCCUUGUACGACAAUGGUUGGAUGUGGGACAACUACCAAGAGCCGUUUAACUCCACCUUUUGGAUAUUAGGUGCACUGGAGCCUAAAUUCCGAUGUCUGGCAUUGAAUGGUUUAACUAAACCCGUGUGGUUAGACCGACCAUGUACCGAACAAAAUGCGUUUAUUUGCGAGAAAUCAGCCCAGGCUCUGAACUGUGAUGGCAAACCAAAUGUGAUACAACUCCAGCCGAACAAACUAACCGCCAUCAGUUUCCCGCCAUUUUAUGAUCCGCUGAGGCCAUUUCAGCUUCCUUCUUAUGAAACAAACUUGAACUGUGUAUGGAAUAUAGUGCCACCCGAUGGAUAUAGAAUAAUCAUGGAAUACUACUUGUUCUGCAAUGACGACCUGAAAGGCUUUCAAGGUAAUUCUCGGUUGGAGAAUGUGUCUUGUCGGGAACAUUUCGGGAGCUCUGCCGUGGACAGAUCUUUGAGUUUGUCGUUUAGAACCGAUUCCUAUACCAGGCCCCGGAGUGAACAAGGAUUUCAGUUCAGACUUUUUACUGCUAACAAUAAAGCAGAUAGUUCUUGUGAUAACGAAGGGGUACCGUUAGAAGCAUCCACACAAAAACAAAUUAUCAUGUCUCAGGAAUUUCCUUUACAAAGGCCUACAUCUUGUGUGUGGACGAUCCUCUCACCAGUAAAGGAAGCCAAUAUAUACGUACAGAUGAAAUACCUCUUCCUCAGCGAGCAGACGACUCUACGGAUUCAGAAUGAUCUUUUUGCUAAAUCCGUGAUAUUAGAGGAGUCAGGAGUUUUUGUCUAUCGCGAAGAAACCAUUACCGUAAAUUACACCAGUAACGGCUCGUAUAGUGGUCCUCAUGGAUUUGUACUGGAAUAUUACAUUGACGAAAAGAGCGUGGCAGUAUGUACCCAGAAAAACCAAUCAAAAGAGUUGUCACAAUACGGGGUCCCGAACCCUAUGAACAAAUAUAUAAUUUUCUCCGUGAAAGCUACAAAUGACAUCGAGUUAUCAUUGCAUACGCCACCUGGCGGACAAUAUUACAUUGCAUUUAAUCAGAGCUUUACGGGGAGUUUAUGCGUACGAAAAACGGCAUCGCUGACACAGUGUCUUGAAGAGUACAACGGGAAACUGCUGGACAAUGGAGCUUUCCGGGAUUUCUGGGUGAGCUGGUUCGACACUCUGAAGGUCGGACGCGGAAGAAUACCAGGAAAUGACGUCAUUCUUGAUUUCAGGGUUUAUAACCCCCUCAACGUUAGUUCCAUUUCAAUUCAAGCUCGUGAUGGAAUUGGAGAGUGGAAUUUUUUUGGUCCAGUAAACUCAACUGAUUCCAUAGAAACUUGUCACGUGUCAGGCGGUCCUCUGAAAUCACUAUGGAGUCUUCAGUUACCCCCACCAAAUAUUAACUACGUCAAGUUCUCUGUUCGUCUUUGUGAAAGAGGACUAAUAUCGUUUCGAAUAACGAAUGGAACAUCUUAUCUGAUCUGGCUAGAUGCACUCAAAACGAACGAUACAAAGCAACACAUUUCUUGUUUUACAGGAAGCAAAACCAAAGAUGGGGUGUAUGUCUGUGUUUCUAGUGCCUAUUCUACUCCUGUUCUGGAUUGCACGGAGUUUCGCCAUUUUUGGAUAUCUUGGGAAGCUAGUAAUAUCAUUUCGAUUGGAAAGGGUUCAAAAAUCGGAAAAGGGUUUAUGACCAGUCUAAAUUCAGGGUACCCUCCCGUCCCUACGUCGUUCGAGUUUGGGAGCGACAGGUCUGAUCCUCAUAAUAUUGCUUCUGUGUGGCGAUUUGUCAGACCUCCAGCGACUUCAGAGAUGAUCAACAUCACACGAAGUCAAGUGGUCCCCUCUUCACAGGGGAUAGAGGGUUCGACUCUGACCAUGUCUGUGGACAUUAAUAUCCGAUUUGGGUUUGGAGUGAAAUGGUUGAGGAAUGGCACUCAAGUUUCGCAUUCUCCAGGAAGGUUUUUGAUACAGCAAUCCUUCAUUGAUGUGAUGAAAUGUUCUCUAGAUAUAUUAGAGCUGAAACUUAGAGACCAAGCUAACUGGACAGUGGUUGUAUUCAACCAGCAAUAUACUGCUUCAACGAGUUUUGACAUCAGGGUGAAACGAGGGCUACAGAUCCGAAUUUCCCCUCGUUACGAACUGGCGAUCCAGAAGGGAAGUUCCUUCGACCUUGUGUGUAAUAUUACAAAUCUAAAAGAUUUGUCGGGCAUUUCUGUGGAUAUAUCUCGGUUGACUUGGUAUAGGAAUGGCAGUCCUCUACAACAGGACGGAAAACGAAUUGCAAUCACAGUAAAGGGUUCUUCCAGUCUACUACGUAUUUCAUCUACUGAGAUGAGCGACAUGGGAGUAUAUUCCUGUAACCAUGACAACUUCCGGGUAACCAUGGUGAUCAACGCUACGGUGGCGGUCUACAUCAAAGGUGGCGUUGUCUGUCCGUCAUCAGUAGAUGUACACGGUAUUCCGUGGCCAAUUGCCAUUCCAGGAAAAUACGUUCAUGCGGAUUGUCCUAACGGCAAAGAAGGUAACGCUAGCAGAUUGUGUGAUAGUUCUGGGACGUGGAUGAAAACACGAGUGUCAUACUGUGCUGACAUAGAACUUUCAACCGCUUUGAACGAGCUUCAGAUUUUAGAAAGCGACGGGGUGUCCGACAAAGAGUACAUUGAACAGAAGUUUCAGACCUCCCUAACAAAAACAGAAAAUCUAACUGCCUCAGAACAGACCAUUUCAUCCGCCAAUAUACUGUCCUCCAUCAGUAUCAUCGACACAGUCCUGAAAGUAGCUAACCAAAGCAACGCAACUGUACCAGACCAGAAUGUCUACUCUAUUUUUGACCACGUGACGUCAGCCAACAACAAAGAGUCAUGGAAACUGGUUGAAGAAGAGACAAUGGCUGGUCCUACAUCGGUACUGGACGCGAUGGAAAGGACGAACUCUCUUGUGAUGAAGGACUCGAAAGUCAAAGAAUUCAGGGGAAACAACAUUGUUGUGAACGUUAGUGAGACUUCAAUACACGACUCAGGGGUUCAGUUUCUUGAAAAUGACACAUUUAUUGUGCUCCCAAAGCAAGAGGAACAGUUUAAAGCGUCAAAAUAUUCUGCUGUUUUAUACAAGACAAUGUCUCAAUUUUUACCAUCGAAAGCUAACUCUUCAAGGUCUGGGCCGGAUUCCGUGGUUAACUCUGCGGUGAUGUCACUGACGUUUGACCAGCCCAUACAACAACUGUCCCCACCCCUCGUUCUGACCUUUCAGCACAAUACAGGGAGGAGGAUGGCAGACGAAGAUGCAGACUGCGUUUUCUGGGAUUAUGCUCUAUUUGACGGGACAGGCGGCUGGUCGUCAGAAGGAUGUUCUACUAAUUCCACGGAGGGUGGCACCACUGUCUGUCUGUGUAACCAUACCACCAAUUUCGCUAUUCUCAUGAGACCUUACACACCGGAAAAAGAAGAUUCGGCGCUUGUAAUAAUUUCCAUUGUUGGUGUAGUCAUUUCAAUGUUGUUCACCGCCCUGACCGUCGGAAUCUAUAUUUACUUGUGGAAAAAGAUCAGGAGUGAUCAGAACGUUUUGAUCAUCUGUCUGUGCGUUUCUCUUUUCCUUGGAUACCUUGUGUUUUUGACCGGGGUAGAUAAUGCAGAAAAUGAGGCUGUUUGCAUCGCCGUCACGGCUCUACUUCAUUUCUUCCUUUUAACUACAUUCUUCAUGAUGUUUGGCGUAGGAACCUUUUUCUUUAUGAACGUUACAGUAUUAUUCUAUGCAAUGCGUAUCACUAACAACUUUAAUUCUCGGUCACGUUUAAAAUGGAUCGUUGGGUCUGCAAUAGGUAUUCCAUUGGUGAUAGUCUUUAUCACGCUAGGAAGCUGUUGGAACACACAAUAUCACUCUGAAACAUUCUGCUGGCUAUCUGUAAACUCUGGAGCAAUAUAUGCUUUUAUCGCGCCUGUCCUUUUAAUGUUCUUGCUUAACCUUGGUAUAAUUAUCUCUUUACUUCGAGUUAUGUUUUUAACAACUAAAAUGAAGAAAGCAGAAUUCAAAGAAAAAGCAAGAAAUGCCUUGAAAAGUGUGUGUACACUGAUUCCCGUUCUUGGAGUCACGUGGAUUUUUGGAAUCUUUGCUAUCAACGAAGACGCCAUUGUGUUCCAAUACAUAUUUACUAUUGCAAAUUCAAUACAAGGACUUUUAAUUUUCAUCACGCAUGUGUUAAUGAACAACAAGAUAAAAAAGACAAUGAGAGCAAAGCAUCCCUCUCUGAAAAAGAAACGAGACAAGGAUGUUGAUCACGUGGUAUCUUCCACAACAGACCACUCUACAAACAAUACACAUACAACGGCUCUAGUUCCGGUCAAUAAUUCAGUAUACAAAGACCCCGAUAAGGUAUCGGAGACUGAUAUACACUUGCAUACAGAGGAAACUGAGAGCACUAAUACAGUUAUGGAAAGAGAAUUAUUCCUUUCUUCAAUGGAAACUCAGAUUGUUGGCGGGAAAAUUAUCACACAAUCAGGAUCCGCCACACACCUUCAGACGGAUUCAAGAAAUGAAGCAUUUGAGUUGAAAGUUUCAUCAGAAGGAGUUUUACACGAAGAAAAGAAACAGGAAGUCAGAUGGGGAGGUGGCGGUGGUAUAAUACAGAAUUUUCAGUCGGAGGCAAACAAAUACCGCGAAAUGAGACCCACAAGGGAGUGUAGAGUGGUGCAAACUAAAGUUGAAAGAACUCGAGUCGUCACAUCAAACACGUCUCAGUUUUCAGCGGUUAGCAAUACAACAACACAAAACAGAGUAAAUUUUUCACAAAUGAAGAAUGAAGAAGAAUUCGAUGCCUAAUUUACUGUCUUGUGUUAUGUGUCGAGACUGUGAUAGAAUUAAAAGCUGUAUAUGACAUUAAAUGUAUCUAACUGUAUGUAAUAAUUGAUGGAAGAAAGAAUAAAGAAAAUGGCGGUCAUUGCCGCGUGAAACGUGU